Malaya genurostris is the source of this 2644-nucleotide messenger RNA. RefSeq names its product serine palmitoyltransferase 1 (gene Spt-I). The coding region runs from base 586 to 2004 and encodes 472 amino acids. The record is from RefSeq and is a predicted model, not a curated record. The transcript is spliced from 7 exons. Gene Ontology annotation, cellular component: endoplasmic reticulum. Gene Ontology annotation, biological process: ceramide biosynthetic process; sphingosine biosynthetic process. Lineage: Eukaryota; Metazoa; Arthropoda; Insecta; Diptera; Culicidae. Gene Ontology annotation, molecular function: serine C-palmitoyltransferase activity; pyridoxal phosphate binding.
UUAAUGUUACGGAAACUGAAGAAAUAUGGUAAACGUUGCGUUUGAAUAAAACUAAAUUAAUAUGUUCGAUUGAUACAAGCGAUCGAUAUUUAUAUUGUUUGGUAAAGAAUUGAAGAAAUUUGUGUCACGAAAAUUUCUCUUCGGAUAAGACUACUAAUAAGGGAGUGGUAUUGUAGUUUGGCGCCGUAUAUAAUUCGCUAAUACUGAGUGAAUUGUGUUACCGAUGCUGUGCGUUCGGUUUUUAAACAAAUCGAUUUGUUUAAUAUCUGUAAACGACACAAAUUUACAAGUGUAACACCAGCCGGAUUUUUUAAUAUUGUGAAGACCGUAACCUCUAUUUAGGUAAUUUGACUACUGCGAUUUUAUAGCGUAAAGGUUGAAUGAGUCAUGGCUUUAAGCUGUGUAAUCAAGGAGUUAUGAGUAUGUGUUCGACGCUUAUCUCCAGAUUCAUUAACAUCAAGUCACCAACUACACGGAUUUCUAUCUAAGGCGAUUCGGUAAAGUGUGGUUGUACCUAUUUCUGAGAUUCAUACUACCAUCGGCUUUCCAUUGGCUGACAGCGAAACGAUCAAUCUGGACUGGAAAAUGGUAACGACACCCUAUAUCAUAAAUGAAAUUUAUGACAUCAUACAGAAGUCAACGGCGUUUGAAUUGACACUGGAAGCCCUGCUGGCGCUUGGUGUGAUAUGGAUAGUGUUCUACAAGCGAGCCAAUGCAAGACGGGAGAAGCCCCUAUCGGUGGAGCAGAGAGCUAAAUUAAUAGAAGAAUGGGUCCCCGAGCCUCUUGUCGGCGAUGUUCCAGCGAAUCAUCCCUCGUUGCAUACGCACGUUGUUUACGGAAGGGUGGGCAAAGUGAUUAACAUCGAUGGGAAACAGUGUCUGAAUUUAGCGUCACACAACUAUCUGGGAUUGCUCGGAGAUAAACAUGUUGAACAGGCAGCUGUUAAGAGCCUACGGAAGUAUGGGGUCGGUUCGUGUGGACCAAGAGGAUUUUACGGCACCGUAGAUGUUCAUUUGGAAUUGGAGGAACGGUUGGCAAAGUUUAUGCAGGUAGAAGAGGCAGUCGUUUACUCAUACGCUUUUUCUACUAUUGCGAGCGCCAUACCGGCCUAUUCUAAGCGAGGUGAUAUAAUCUUUGUUGAUGAAUUUGUUAACUUUGCCAUUCAAAAGGGUUUGGAUGCUUCCCGUAGCAAAAUAGUGUUCUUCAAACACAAUGACGUAACAGAUUUGGAACGUCUUCUGGAAGAGCAAGCGACGGAGGAUAGACGGAAUGUGAAGAAGGCAAUGAAACGGAGACGGUUUCUUGUUGCAGAAGCUAUUUACAUGAACACUGGAGAAUUGUGUCCACUGCCUCAGCUAGUGGAAUUAAGAAAGCGAUACAAACUGCGGAUGUUUCUGGAUGAAAGUAUUUCGUUUGGUGUACUGGGAAAGAAUGGACGAGGUCUGGUCGAACAUUUUAACAUUGACAAAACCGAGGUUGAUCUGCGGUCAGCCGGUUUGGAGUGGGCUGCUGGUACGAUAGGUGGUUUCUGUGCUGGAUCAUCAUUCAUUGUCGAGCAUCAACGGUUAUCUGGUCUGGGGUAUUGCUUUUCCGCUUCACUUCCACCACUGCUAACACAAGCUGCAAUCUGUGCGCUCGAUAAGUUUGAAAGUGAACCAAGUAUUUUUGAUGAGCUGAGGGAGUGCUGUCGAAAGGUUUCUCAAAAGUUACCUUCUCUUGAAGAUUUUACCUUUCGAGGCGAUCUGUUAUCACCAGUGAAGCAUUUGUACCUGAAGAAUGAGACAGAUUUUCGAAAGGAAAAAUUUUUACUGGAUCAAAUUUCCAAAGAGUGUAUUGAUACCGGCUUGGCUGUUAUCACUCCCGAAUAUCUGGACCACAUGGAGAAAAACAACCCGCGGCCUAGCAUUCGGUUGACGGUAAACCGACUUCUGACGGAUGCCGAUAUUGAUGAUGCAUUCCGAAUUCUUCAGCAAGUGGCGAGAAGAGUUCUAGCAACAGCGUAAUUUGUCACGCAAUAUAUUCACAUUCACAAACAGACAUACUGACAAAAUCGUCACAAUACACGAUGUAUUAAAAAAAUGCGAUCAAUACAAUUGUUCAAAUUUUGCGUAUGAAUAGUAUUCCAAAUAUCUGAAUUUUUUUGUGCAACUUUUUACGAGAUGUUAUUUGCAGAGAAAAUCCGGUCAACGAAACCAGGAAAUUUUUCAUAAUGAUUUGACUAGUUUAUGCAUUGAAUCAACAUAAUCCAUCGAACUACUAUCUUUUUUUAUAUAUUCGGAAGAUGCCGUUUUAACUUAAUAUAGAAUAACUGUAAUAGGAAAUUUAUCGCAUAGAAUUAAACGAAAAUAAUUAUAUCGCUUAUCACCUAUUGAAGGUAGUUUUUAGCGUUGAAGAAGAAUGAAACAUGAUUAUUAUUCCUUAAACAUGAAUAAACUUUUACUUAGAAAAGCAGAUUUCGAUUAAUAACUAGUUCGUUGAAUAAUGCUUAGUACCUAUCGUACCAAUCAAUUGAGAGAUAACAGGGAUCAAGCUUAAAGUCGGUCUGUUUUUUGACUGAGCAAACACAAGUAGUCGUUUAGAGAAUUGUUGAGAUGGCACGAUUCAUAAGAACAAUAUAAUAAAUCUAAACUACGCUUUACACAA